AUGUCAGAGAAAAAAAGUGAAGCGAAGAAAGAUGACCAAAGUAAGGAACAAUCAGAUGCAGACGCAAAUAAAAUCCAAACGACAAUAGAAAUGACUUCACCAUUAACGGAACCGGAAGGACGAGGUGCAUUCCGGAAGCUGUUUAUGAAAUUGGGAGAGAAAGUUGGUACUAUUAAAAUUUCUGAGCUUAGUCAGAAUUAUUUGGAUCAAGUGAAAGAUGCGGACUCUUAUAAGGAAAUGCUAUGCAAACUAGCAGAAAGUAUUAUAUAUGUAAUGCAACAAAAUCCGAAAUUAGUACCUAAAGCAGAGUCAAAAAUGGAAUUUGAAUGUCCGUUAAAUGAAGAUCCAAUGGAAUUACUGGGUAUAUCAUUGGAAGGAAUGAGAGAGAAUUUUUCAGCUCAUAUUUCGGCUCUUCAGGCUUGCAUUCAUGCAUGUACAAAAUUGGUUAUGCUACGUCGGUCAUAUCAUAAAAGAGGACGUAGAGCUAUUCAUUCUAUUCGAACAUUUAUUAACGUUGAUUAUGUGUUACUGAACAAUCAACGUCAUGAGCUCAUUAAAUGUCGAGAAGAAAUGGAUUUUGCAAGACAUGAAUAUGCAAAUAAUCCAACAGAGCAAAAAAAAGAAAAUUGCAAUAAAGCAGUUGCAAAAUUUAACGAACAAUCAGAAGAGGUUUUUAAAGCUUUAGGCACAAUUCAAUCGAAAAAAGAAAAACAUCGUUUGGAGCUUAUCAAAGUAUUGGAUGAAAUGCGAAAAUAUCAUAAAAGUGCUGCUGAAGAAUGUUUGCUUGUAUCUAAAUCAAAGUGA
Molecule: messenger RNA, 804 nt
Organism: Cercopithifilaria johnstoni
Lineage: Eukaryota; Metazoa; Nematoda; Chromadorea; Rhabditida; Onchocercidae
Source: the annotation of a GenBank genome assembly